AGCAAGUCUUUGCUGAACUUCAACAAACUCGUCCCCACCACAGCCGACCCUAAUGGCGGGUCGCGCUGCGCGCGCCGCACCCGCCGAUGACGGUACUGUGCGGAUAAACGGCUUGAUCUUGCCAGCGGACAUGUCCGAUGAGCUGAAGUCGUUGAACGUUAACAUCGACGAUAAAACCUAUGAAUCACUCGAAUCUACACGACGAAUGCUUGCAUUAUGUGAAGAAAGCAAAGAAGCUGGUAUCAAAACGUUGGUCAUGCUAGAUGAUCAAGGAGAGCAACUUGAACGAUGUGAGGGAGCUUUGGACACGAUUAAUACGGACAUGAAAGAAGCUGAGGAACACCUGAAAGGCAUGGAAAAAUGCUGCGGACUUUGUGUCUUACCUUGGAACAAAGCUGACGAUUUUGAAAAGAAUUCCGAAUACGCCAAAGCGUGGAAGAAGGAUGACGAUGGUGGUGUGAUCUCAGACCAACCACGAAUCACUGUUGGUGAUGCAUCUAUGGGACCACAAGGAGGCUACGUUACCAGGAUUACAAAUGAUGCACGUGAAGACGAAAUGGAUGAAAAUAUUCAACAGGUAUCAACAAUGGUUGGUAACCUUCGAAACAUGGCUAUUGAUAUGAGCACAGAAGUUUCGAAUCAAAAUAGACAGCUUGAUCGCAUUCACGAUAAGGCACAAUCGAACGAAGUUCGUGUGGAAUCUGCAAACAAAAGGGCGAACAAAUUGCUCACAAAGUGAGAAUAAGACUGAACAGCUACAAACUAUUGCACAUAGCUACUUUUUUCCAAACCAAUUCCUACUGUUACCGAAACGGUCUCUUGAACUCUAUUCUCAGUCAAAUUGUUGCCGUAUCUUCGCCGAGCAUUUUUCAUGUACUAGUUCAGUUCAUCACCACUUCGCUCGAGUGAUUCCAGUGUUUUCACAUGCGUAUUGAGUGUAAUUUAUAUGUAUUGUAUAUUCAAGUAGUGCAGCUACCACAGAUUUUCUUCCAUAUACGUCUUGUUUUCACAGCACUUCAUUGUUCAUACGAAUAACUGAGCUUGAGCUCGUAUUUCAUAUUGGCGCAUAUGCCAUUUUAAACUGAA
Messenger RNA from Cylicocyclus nassatus, 1086 nucleotides. The record is from the annotation of a GenBank genome assembly. Lineage: Eukaryota; Metazoa; Nematoda; Chromadorea; Rhabditida; Strongylidae.